Molecule: messenger RNA, 648 nt
Organism: Hydatigera taeniaeformis
Lineage: Eukaryota; Metazoa; Platyhelminthes; Cestoda; Cyclophyllidea; Taeniidae
Source: the annotation of a GenBank genome assembly
AUGAAGUUCAGGAAAAUAAUAGUGAUUGCGCAAGUUGCGUUUAGUUUGGAUUACGGCUUUACUCCUCAUAGAGAUUGUACGGUUUUAUUAGUUUGUCUGGACUCCCUAACAGGCGCUUUUUCUCUUGAGGUCUACGCACAGGGCAAAAUAAUUCCCGAGAACCUCCUAGCCUACAUUGCGUUUUGUGUUGUCACGGCGUUGGAGUACCUGCGAAAGGAUCUCGUGACAAUGCAUCGCGAUGUCAAGCCCUCAAACAUCCUCAUCGAUCGCGCCGGGCACGUGAAGGUUCGUUGGCACUCCUUCAAUCCCAUUAUUUUUAAUCACCUUGGCAGGACAACGAGAUCCGCUCUCUUUGGUCCUCAAAUCAUUGUUUAUCAAAUUCUUCCCGCCGCGAAGGUUUGUGACUACGGUGUUUCGGGCGAGUUGAAGAACUCUAUGGCCCAGAGCAACACGGGUACCUGUCGCUACAUGGCGCCCGAGCGCAUCGAUCCCAGUCGCAGUGCCGGUGGUGGUUUCCGCAUUCAAGCGGACGUCUGGAGUCUGGGACUCACGCUUCUGGAACUGGCCACUGGCAAACAUCCCUACGAAAGCUUCGUCAAUCAGUUUGAGCUUCUCAAACACGUAAGUCAUCAACGUGCCCUUCUGUGA